AUGUUGGCCCGCCGCAGAACCAUCGCUGCGGCGUUUCUGGCUGCUUUCUGCCUCCUGAGUGCAUAUUAUUUCUGGCAUAAGGAGCCUCCAAAUCUAGUGCGUCCACUACAAGAGAGGCGGUCUCGCUUAUGGCAACAUCUACAUCCCUUACUAGAAAGAUAUGUGCCCGAUUGCCCCAGACCGAUGCAGAACGGCAGCCCAGGCCUCCCACGAUUUGACGCAGUACACGAGACUCCUCGCCGAAACCUCCUUACCAACGUGGAUGAAAUCCUACAGCCCAUGCAGGCAGCCCACGAUGGCUUUGUUCAGGCCAUUCACAAUUUUGAUAUCGGUGAUGCCUUCGUUCCGGGAACAGCAGGCAUCGUGUCGUCAGCCGGAGGCACAUAUUUGCCUACUUUCGUGGUGUCUCUAUCGUUGCUGCGCCGGACUGGAUCCACGUUACCAGUGGAACUCUUCAUGAAGGAUCGGACAGAGUAUGAAGCACAUAUUUGUGAGGUGGUUUUACCCCAUCUGGGGGCAAAGUGCUUGGUACUUUCUGAGAUACUGGCAGAUAGGAACGAGACCGCGAGGAUCCAGCCAAUAGAGGGGUUCCAGAUCAAGUCUUUCGCCAUGCUUUUUUCUUCAUUUGAGAAGUUGCUAUGGCUGGAUGCCGACUGCGCCCCUCUCCAUGACCCGAUGGCACUACUCCAAUCUGAACCGUUCGCAUCUACCGGCCUGGUGACCUGGCCAGACUUCUGGGCCAAUACAGCUGCCCCAGUAUAUUUCAACAUUUCGCGUCAGCCCGAACCCCGUUCGACAACACGACAAGCUACUGAAGCCGGGAUAAUGCUUAUCUCCAAGUCAACUCAUACCCGUAGCUUACUCCUUGCUGCUUACUAUAACUACUACGGACCCAACUACUAUUACUCCCUUCUCGGGCAGGGUGCACCGGGCGCAGGUGACAAAGACACCUUCCUCCACGCUGCGACCGCCCUAAACCAGAGCUUUUACGCCGUCAGUGAGACUGUGGUUGAUCUCGGAAACCUGAAGCCCGGAAAUUCGCAGACCGCGAUCAACGCAGGAUACGUCCAAGCAGAUCCGAUCCAAGACUAUGAUCUGACAAGCCAAGGCAAAUGGCGAGUCCGGGAUCCAUCCGUGGCGAAGCCACCUCGUGUCUACUUUAUUCAUGCGGGUGCUCCAGAAUUCAACCCCGGGAAGGACCUUCUGGAUGCGAAGUUGCAGGGGUUUGAUGGAAAUCCUACCAGAUUGUGGACUUAUCCACCAGAGGCUAUGAGGCGGCUUGGGUUUGAUGUUGAGCGGAGAUUCUGGGAGGAGACCAUGUCGGUGGCGUGCACAAUGGAGUCCGUCUUUGAGACUUGGAAGUCGAAAAGUGGACUUUGCGACACUGUCCGCGCGCACUGGAAGGCCGUUUUUGAGAAUUCAGAUAUCGAGGUGCCAAAAUUUACUGAUGACUAG
Messenger RNA from Aspergillus bombycis, 1455 nucleotides. RefSeq lists its product as uncharacterized. The coding region runs from base 1 to 1455 and encodes 484 amino acids. The record is from RefSeq and is a predicted model, not a curated record. Gene Ontology annotation, molecular function: alpha-1,2-mannosyltransferase activity. Gene Ontology annotation, biological process: mannan biosynthetic process. NCBI's taxonomy places the organism in Eukaryota, Fungi, Ascomycota, Eurotiomycetes, Eurotiales, Aspergillaceae. Gene Ontology annotation, cellular component: Golgi apparatus. The transcript has a single exon.